Astyanax mexicanus (Mexican tetra) is the source of this 3319-nucleotide messenger RNA. It is a transcript of the gene ighmbp2, whose product is annotated as immunoglobulin mu DNA binding protein 2. NCBI's taxonomy places the organism in Eukaryota, Metazoa, Chordata, Actinopteri, Characiformes, Acestrorhamphidae. Gene Ontology annotation, molecular function: zinc ion binding; DNA binding; ATP hydrolysis activity. The transcript is spliced from 16 exons. The record is from RefSeq and is a predicted model, not a curated record. The coding region runs from base 208 to 3246 and encodes 1012 amino acids.
CUCCCCUGUAGAGACUCUCUGGCUGUGCUGUAAACAUGUCGGCGAGAGACUUCGGGUGAAGCUGUGUGUCAGAAAUAGACAGAAAUAAGAACUGCGAACUGCAGAAAUAAGCCUGCGUCUCCCAGCCAUCCAGAGGAGCUCCAGUUACUAAUCCUACAUGUCUCUUAUUGCUGUAGAGGAGUUUCAGGGACCCUUAGACAGUUAGAAAUGGAGGUUGAAAGCUUUGUUACAAAGACCCUUGAGCUCCUGCAAGAGGAGAGGGAGGCAGAAAUAGAAGAAACAAGAGCAUGGCAGAAGAGCCUGUCUCUGAAGACCCUACAGCAGAAAGGAGUUUGCUUGCUGAAGCUUCAGAUUGGAAGUCAGAGGACUGGUAUGCAUGGAAGACUUCUUGUUUCCUUUGAGCCCCGAAAAAGUGCAAACCCCUCAGUUCUGCCCAGCAACAGUUUUGGACCUGGUGAUAUCGUGGGUCUUUAUGCAUCAGAAGGUUGUAGUCAACCAAAUCAGCUCUGCUCAGGUGUGGUGACACGUGUGACGCAGACAUCAAUAACUGUUGCUAUUGAUGACACUCAUGAUGGGGUUAACUUGGAUAGUGAUGGACUGUUUAAUAUCAUGAAGCUUGCAAAUGAUGUAACUUACAAACGACUAACAAGAGCUUUAAAUUCUUUGAAUGGAUACAGAGGUGGUCCUGCUGCCAACCUAAUUAGUGUACUUUUUGGUUACUCUGAGCCUGGGACACUGUCACAACAGAGUGCCUUGGUGUGGAUUAAUAAUGGAUUAGAUAAUUCUCAGAAAGAGGCUGUGUCGUUUGCACUGUCUCAGAAAGAUGUAGCCAUCAUACAUGGGCCACCAGGAACUGGAAAAACUACAACUGUGGUUGAAGUUAUCUUACAAGCUGUAAAACAAGACCAGAAGGUUCUGUGCUGCGCCCCUUCUAACGUCGCAGUGGAUAAUUUGGUGGAGCGUCUAGCGAAGAGCAAGGCUAAAGUCCUGCGACUGGGACAUCCUGCUCGUCUACUGGAGUCAGUCCAGAAACAUUCAUUAGAUGCAGUGGUUGCACAGAGUGACAGCAGCAACAUUAUCGCAGAUGUUCGUAAAGACAUGGAUAAAGCCUUUAGUCAGAUAAAGAAAGUGCGUGACAAAGGUCAGAGGAGCAGUCUGAGGAGAGAAAUAGGAGAUCUGCGAAAGGAACUGAAGUCUAGAGAAGAGGUGGCCAUUAAACAGAUCCUGAAAAAAGCCAGCGUCGUUCUGGCAACCAACACCGGAGCCAGCGAUGAUGGUCCUCUGAAAUAUUUGCCCAGCGAACAUUUUGACCUGGUGGUGAUAGAUGAAUGUGCUCAGGCACUGGAGAGCAGCUGCUGGAUUGCACUGCUAAAAGCACGCAAGUGUAUCUUGGCUGGGGAUUAUAAACAGCUGCCACCUACGAUCAAAUCCCAGACAGCUGCUGCUAAAGGUCUUUCUGUGAGUUUAAUGGAACGGCUGAUUCAGAAGUAUGGAGACUCAGUGGUUCGAAUGCUGACCACUCAGUAUCGUAUGAACAUUGCCAUCAUGCAGUGGGCUUCAGAGCAGAUGUACCAAGGGAGGCUGACAGCGCAUCCCUCAGUGGAGAAACAUUUACUGAAAGACUUGGCAGGUGUAGCCCAUGUUGAGGAGACCAGUAUGCCUCUGCUUCUCAUUGACACUGCUGGCUGUGGUCUGAAUGAACUGGAGGACACAGAUGAACAGUCUAAAGGCAAUCAAGGGGAAGUUGAUAUAGUAUCCGUUCAUGUGAAAGCUUUAACUGAGGCUGGAGUGCAUGCCAAAGACAUUGCAGUUAUUGCUCCUUAUAACCUACAGGUUGAUCUUCUGAGGCAGAAGCUUUCAAAUGAGCAUCCUGAGCUGGAGAUCAAGUCUGUAGAUGGCUUUCAAGGAAGAGAGAAGGAGGCUGUGCUGCUGUCUCUGGUUAGAUCAAACAGAAAAGGUGAGGUUGGGUUUCUUGCCGAGGACAGGAGGAUUAAUGUAGCAGUAACGCGAGCCAGGCGUCAGCUCAUGGUGGUGUGUGAUUCUCAAACAGUCCGAAACCAUGACUUCCUCAAAUCCCUGGUAGAUUACAUGACUGAGCACGGAGAGGUACGAACUGCCUUUGAGUACCUGGAGGACGUGGUUCCUGAAAACUACAGCCGCAGUCAAGAGAAUCAGCAAUCAGCUAAUGUCAAAGACACUUCAACCAAACUGAAGGCAAAAGCCCAGCAAGGCAAGAAAGGAGACCCUAAGCAGAAGAAAGACUUUGAGAACAAAAAGAAGGGAGAUGUUCAGGGCAAAGCACCGUCUGAGAAUCAACAAAGCAAGAACACAUCGUCCACAUGUCCAAAAUCCAACACACAUGAUGAUUCAGAAGAGUCUCAGAUUAUUAAAGAACAAAUAAGGCAGCAGUUGCAUGUUUUUCUGAGUGAAAAGAACCAGACCGAGCUCCAGUUUCCUUCCUCUCUGAGCUCACAUGAACGUUUGCUGGUUCAUCAGCUCUCAGAGGAGCUGGGAUUAAAGCAUGUGAGCCAAGGAACAGGGAAACAGCGCCGUAUUACAGUUUCCAAGAUAGUACCAGAAGGUGCAUCUAAAGAACCAGCAGAGGAACCAUCUAAGGAACUAACAACACCAGGGAAGUCUACAGUAGAAGAGAUCCAAGCUCCAGAGGAACUGCUGGAAAAGGAGCCCAACAAGCAACCACAGAAGCCUGCUCUUGAUUUUAAAAGCCUGCAUUUGGAGCGCAUGCAGCGGGAGCAAGAAAAACGGGAGGAAAAGAAAAGGCUUGAUAUGGGUCCACAGGGCCAGUCUAAAGGCCAGUCCACAAAGAAAAGCAAAGGAGCAGACAAAGGAAAGGGGAAAAUGAAGGCAGGGGCCGUGGAUAUAGCUGCAGCUGCUGCACCUGAUGGUGAUUUUGAUGCACUUAUAGAUGCUGUGGUGAAAGCAGACAGAGUGUGUGGCUUUGUGAAGUGUAAAGCCAGCGUUCUCACGCUGGGACAGCUGUGUCUCUACUGUAACAGACAGUACUGUCUGAGUCACCAUAUACCUGAGGUCCAUGGAUGUGGGGACAAAGCGAAGGCCCAGGCACGUAUGAGAAUAAGCAAAGAGGGAAUACUGUAUGCUGGCAGUGGACACAAGGACAAGUCUAUGGAUCCAAAUAAGAAAGCCUACCUGCACCGAAAACUCGAUUCAAAACUCAAAGACAUGGCAUCCCAGAGAAAAACCAAAUCAAAGGAUAAAGAGCAGUAAAUGUUAAGCUCUGUUGUAUGAAGUAGUAUUUAUGAUUGAACCCAAUAAACUGGUGGUGUGAUGACUGAUUACA